GGUUAUAAACCCCACAAAUGAAAUAGUAGUAGUAGUAGUAAAUAACAACAUUAGUUAACAUCGUUUAUCGUAAGAACCAUUUAACUGAGUCACUGUCCCUGUAACUGUUAUUCUAGUCUUCAUAUUUCGGUACAUUAUUGCUCUCAUUGUACUCUUCAAAUGCAGGCUGGGGCUCAUUAUCAUGCCCAAGAGACUCAAUCGUGAAACUGUCGUUGAGUCUGUUUUGGAUAACUCAAUUGACAACAAAGAAGUAGUAAACAAGAGUAGGACCUUGGAGAAAAAUAAUUCAAAUAAACUUCACUCAACUAAAUCAAGAACAGUUCGAUCCAAUGCUUCUAAGGGAGCCCUUUUAGAAAGUGUUGAUAGAAAACAGGCUCAUAAUUUGAACAGGCUAACUGCAGAGGUCUCAACAAAUCAAAUAAAGAAACAAGAAGUUACAAAGAUUUCCAGCUGUGAUUCCGGUAAAAAAAAAAUUUGCAUAAUAAUUCAUAAAUCAAAGUAAAGAGGCUAAGAAUAUUCAAAUGUAAGCGAAUGAUCUCUUAUUAGGGCUAAUAUUACUACGAAGUGACUGAGUGGGGCGAGUUAAUCCCUAGGCCUAGACUAGUAGUUGAAUUGGGGUUUUUGGGGCUUAAUUUAAGGUUAAAAUGUGCCUUAAAUUUGACACUCCCUGUUUCUGCCCUUUCGCUGACAACACUCAAUUGUCAUCAGAUUACAACUUAAAUUUAAAAAUAAAUAUCUAUAACUUCAAUGCUAGGUCUAGAUAACUAAACAAGCCCGCAACUGAGAAAAAACGAGGGAAGGGAUGAUCGCAGUUUGCCGACGGGUCUUCUCUCAUAUUUGAGAGGCCGACAAUAAAUUUGCUACACUCAUUUUUUCACUCUGUCUUACCUUUUGUUAAUGCCAGUAACUAAGUUCAUAUUUUCAUGUAUUUUAAACAAGAUCAAAUUUUAUGUACCAGGUAUCAAUUAAAUAAGUCAUGAGUAAAUAAAACAUGUAAUGUAUUGGUUGAUAUUUUGAUGAUAUUUCAUUGAAAUAUAACCACUGCACCUUUCAGAGUAUUCUUAGUAGACUAAUCUAAAUUAUUAUACAGUUCAUGUGAUCCCAUUACCUGUAUUUUGAUGAACACAUGGACAUUUUUAUAUAUUUUAAACUAAAGCAUCAAUUAACAAGUAUUCAAGGAAUAGUUUUAAUAUUUUAAAUUCAUUAUGUAAUAAAGUAACAGCAGUAUGUAAAAAUGAAAACAAGAGAAUAGGGUCACAAAGUGCAGUACAUAGACACUAGACUGUAAAAAAAAAAAAGACAAUAGAACUUGCCUCUUGUAAAAAUUCAUAGCCCAAAAACUACUAAAGCUAAAUGAUGCUUGUUUUUAAAAAUUAUUAUUAUUUUUUUUUUUGCUGAAGCCACUAAGACUAAGGCGCAUCCUGAUUUAGGCCUAGACCUGUAUGAGGAAGUAAGCAUUUUGAUUGUGCUCUACCCAACGCAUAUUAUUUUAUUAUAUGUAGGACCCUGCUCAUUCCACCCAACAAUGACAUAUUAUUAUUAUUAGGCCUACUAAUACUAAGUUUACCUUGUCCAUCACCUCCAUGCCAUGACUGAGCAGUAAACCUAACAAUUUCUAAAUAUGUAAAAGCUGCAGUAAACUUAGCAUAUCCUCAGUGGAAGUAAAGCUGGAUUAACAACUGCUGCAAACUUAAUGUCAUUUUAAAAAAAAAAGGCUUAAGCAAAUUUGAUUUUAGGGAUGAUAUGGAAAACUCUUCUGUGAUUAGUUAAUGGAAAUGCACGCUCUCUGAAUGUGGUAAAUGGCAAGGCAUAGAGUAAAUACUAUUAUUGAGUUUAAAAGAAAUGUACAAUCUAAGUUUACAUAUUUUUCUAUACAAUGUGUGUUUGUGUCCAUGACCAUGUUGAAAUAGGCAUGAAUUAAUGGUCACAUCCUUAAUAUACCCUUCUAAAUAUAUUUUUGUAAAAAAAUAUUUGUUUAAAGUUUUAAUUCAUGUAAAACUUAUACUAUUGAAUCUAAUAUAUAGCCAAGCUUUUAUAUUAGGCCAAUAUGUUUAAUGAAAUAAUUAAACUGGAAUUCUGUGAUUGUCAGCCAUUAUUACAAACUUGCGUUUCAAUUCCCAGUUGAAGCAAAUUUAUUUAUUUUUAAAUAAUAUCUGAUUCUGAAAAGGGCAUUGGAACCUAUAAAAACAUACCGGUACUUUGAAUUCAGUUUUUGAAAAAUAUAAAAUUUAAUAAGCCUAUAAUGGAUUAAUUGUCAAACGUAAACAUUGUGUAUAAGUCAUUUCUAGUCCAAAUAGACACUCCCAAAUCUUUUUCUCUCUGCUUUAUUAGGCUACUGUUUUUGAAAAAAAUGAUGUUAUAAGUACUCAUUUAACAGCUGCAGUACAUACAGCUGCAAUGCAUGUAGGUUUGAGUUUUUUUGUGCUUGUCGCCUGAGUAAACCUAGUGCCUCGGUAACCUAGUACAGACCAUACUUAUUUGGCUUUAUUGAGAAUAUAUAUUUAAUUUAAACAACUAUCAAACUACUGUUUUAUGACUCUAAUUUGUUUAAAACGUUGAGAACUACUCAGGUAUAUUCCCUGCUAUUAGUAUCAUAUUGGAAUAUAACCAUGGUUAGAGUGGGGGUUAGAGUGAAAUAAAUACUAAAGCUAUCUUCACAUGAACAUUUGCUCACUACAUUAGCGAUGAUAAGCAUGUCAGAUAGUUAUUUUUAAUAAUGAUCUUAUGGACUAACAAUUAUUAUUCACAAUUAAUCUGAUUUUUUAAAGAAAAUAGCAUCUAAACAUCUCAAUUGGAUUGUAUAAUUUAUUAUACUUUUAUUAAUUCAUUAAAUUUAAUUUUAUAAACCUACCUCCUACUUUAUUUCAUUUUUAUGAUUAAAUGUGUCUGUUAAUAAAAAUAUUCCAGACCAUGAAGAUAUUUCUGGAAUUAGUUUCAAAUUCAGCCAGGAGCCCCUCUUGAACUCUUCUCAAGAUGAUUCAUUCUGUGAUGUGAAAUGGGAUUGUGGGUCCCCUGAAACCAUACAAAAAGUGAAGAGAUGUAAGUUGAACCAUAUGUUGGGUACACAAAUAUUCAUUUCUAAAACCAUAGGUAAAAAUGAAAAUCUUUGUGUCACAGCUUUAUAAGCAUAAUGGAACUUGAGAAAUAAUGGAAAACAAGGAUCACUUAUUAUCUUCAGGGAGCAGAUAGAAUAAUAUCCACAACUAUAAUGUUGCAUUAUUCAUACCAAAAUAUUUAUUUUCUUUUUCUGCUUCCUGUAGCUAUAACUUUUUUAUAUUGAUUUAAAGCUGAAUCAUAAAUAAUUAGUAUGUGUAUUUCGCACAACAUAACUUUCUGAUGAUCAUAAUUUCGUAAUAAAAAACUCACUUUUAAUUCCAGAAUCUAGCUCUUAAUUUUGAUGACUUGAUUAUUGUAUAUUAAUAAGUUAACCCACUGACAAAAUUUUCUAAAAAAUAGUUUGUGAAUUUAAGCUAUUAAAGUGAUUUAAAAAAAUAUAUAUUUAUCAUUAAAUUUAUUGUUACUGAUAUGUUCUCUAAUAGGGAGAGGCCAUUAUAAUGCUGAGAGUGUGAAAAAUGCUGUUUCAUACUUCAGUGAUAUUGUAAGUUUUGUUAUUUUCUUAAUGUAUUAUUAUUAUUAUUAUUUAAUUACUGAUUUUAAUAUUAUACUUAAUUAUGAACAUAGGUAGAACAUUUAGUUUUUCUUCAAGAAAAUAAAUUUAAAUAAUGUCAGAAAAAUCCAUGAAAAAGAUUUCAGAAAAGACCCUUGCAUUGUCAUCUAUAUUUAAAUAAAGUAAAAUAUUAUUUUAUUUCUUAGCAUGUCAAGUCCCAGAAAAAUGCUUCUAGUUCUAGCAAAGUGGGAACAAUUUUACACUCCAAAGACUUAUUUGCUCUUGCUACUAAAAGCAGACCACACAAAGGAAAAGAAAGGUAUGACAAGUACUAAUUGAGACAUUGACAACCAUUCAAAUUAGAGAUUCGUAAAGAUGUAAUCUUUGAGCUUAGCACUACUUUGCUUUAUUGUAAUUGAUUAAUUAGUUCUGAUGUUUAAAAAAAACAACAGAAUGUAUAAUUUUGAAAAAGACCAGCGGUAUCUGUCAAAGAAACAUUGUCUUAACAGUUUUCCAGUUUGUGUAUGUGACCUUACAUUUAGAUAAUUUUGUGCCUCAUUAGAUGGUUAACAUGGAGUUUAUCGUCUCUGCAACUCUUGAAACGCUAUCUCCAAUUUUUUUUUAAAAAUCCACUUUAUAAAAAAUAUGCUGCUUUAGGGCUUUUUGUAAAUAAAUUUUUUUAAGUUAUUCAGUGGAAAGUAGAUUUUGUGUCACAUGAUCGAACUAAAUGUUUCCAAGUUCAUUUUAGUUAGGUUCUUAGUGUCACCUGUAACAUUUAGAUAACCUUACUCGGCAUUUAGACAGUUACAAUGUAACAUUUAGAUAACCUUACUCAGCAUUUAGACAGCAGUGUAACAUUUAGAUAACCCUACUCAGCGUUUAAGACAGCUACAAUGUAACAUUUGGAUAACCUUACUCAGCGUUUAGACAGCUACAGUGAUGAUGUACAUUAACGGAGAAACUCCAUUGCUUGUUUUUGCAGGAUAUGUAAAAAGAAGCCACAUGAUUUUCAAGAAAUGGUUGAUAGUUUUCUUCAAGAUUUGACUAAAAAAAACCAGACAGGUAAAUAA
Molecule: messenger RNA, 4677 nt
Organism: Lymnaea stagnalis (great pond snail)
Lineage: Eukaryota; Metazoa; Mollusca; Gastropoda; Lymnaeidae
Source: the annotation of a GenBank genome assembly